GUGUAUAUACGUGUUCCAUAUCGACUUAUAAAUAUAUUAUUUCACGAGGUAUGCUGUAUUGGGGGAUACGAGGGAUACGUGAAAUGGUUAAUAAAAUUACCAGUUGCGAAGGGUAGAAUUAUGGGAACACAUGCAUGUGGAUAUCAACAUCUAAGAAAUUCGAUCCGCUACAGCAAGGCUAUAGACUGUCGACAUUUGCCAGUCAGUCUAAAGAUUUUGGUGCUUGCUAUACUUAUCAGUUGUGAUUGCUUAAAGUGAUAUAAAAGAAGAUAAUAUUUUAAAAAAUGCGCAUACUUAACUUGCUUUUUAUACUUUUAACGAUAUGUGGAUGUUGGCGACCAAAUUCUUGGUCAUCACUGUAUAAACGUGUAGCGUACUAUGUGUAUACAAGCAUAAUAGUUUUCAUAAUAAAUACCUUUAUACUAUCGCUAUUAGUAGAAAUGACUCUAAUAAUGGACAAUACCGAUGAGUUUUGCGAUAAUUUCUUUUUACUAAUAGACCUGUUAAAUACUUUCUUUAAAGCAUUCAUUUUGCUUAUAAAUCGCAAAAACAUUAGUAUGCUAAUCGAUAUACUGACAAAGAAACCAUGUGAACCGUCGACAUCGGCUGAAAUAAAUAUUGUCUAUAAAUUCGAUAAAAGUAUAGAAAAUACUACUUGGUACUACGUAUAUCUGGAGGUGAUAGCAUAUUUAUGGAUGGUGCUAUCUCUUUUAAUCAAUAACUUCAGAAAUAGAAUAUUACCGUACAGAGCAUGGUUCCCAUUUGAUUAUUCGUCAACGUUUCGGUUCUCUCUGAUGUUCACUUAUCAACUGAUAGGUAUAGCUGCGGCAAACAUCAUUAAUAUUGCUUGCGAUUCUCUCAUCUGGGGAUUAUUAGUCCAUAUUUGCUGUCAAAUUGAGAUCGUAACUCAUCGCUUGAGAAGAAUUAUAUCUCAUUCAAACGUUCUUCGCGAUUGUGUGCAUCAUCAUUAUGAUAUAUAUAGGCUUGCGUUUAUCGUAAAUGAAAGGUUUAGACUGACUAUUGCUAUGCAAUUUAUAACAACUACAUCGGUGGUAUGCUUUUGCUUUUAUCAAUUAAGUAUAGCAACAACGAAAGCCAGACAUAUUGAAAUUAUAUCAUAUGUAUCUGUUACUUUGAUUGAAAUCUUCUGCUAUAGUUGGUAUGGGAACGAAUUAAAAACAAAGAGUCAACAAAUGAGUGACAAUAUUUACGAAAUGGAGUGGCUGACGUUGGACAAAAAUAAUAAAAAGUCUUUAAUGAUAAUAAUGAGGCGAACAAUUGUACCUAUUCAGAUUACUUGUGCUUACAUUGUUCCCAUGAAUCUUAAUACAUUUAUGGGUAUACUUAAAACGUCUUAUUCUUUUUACAACUUACUUAUACAAAAUGUAAUGCGCAUACUUAAGUUGACUUUUAUACUUUUAACGAUGGCUGGAUGUUGGCGACCAGAUUCUUGGUCAUCACUGCAUAAACGCGUAGCGUACUACGUGUAUACAAGCAUAACAGUUUUCUUAGUAAAUACCUUUACGCUAUCGCUAUUAAUAGACCUCACCCUAAUAACGGACAAUGCCGACGAUUUUUGCGAUAGUUUCUUAUUUAUAAUGGACAUGUUAAAUGCUUGCUUUAAAGUAUUCAUUUUGCUCAUAAAUCGCAAAAACAUUAUUAUGAUAAUCGACAUACUGAUGAAGAAACCAUGUAAACCGUCGACAUCGACUGAAAUAAACAUUCUCUAUAAAUUUGAUAAAAUCAUAGAAAUUAAUACUUGGCGCUUUGUAUAUUUGGCAGCGGUAACGUUAUCAUUUUUCGUGUUAUCUUCUUUAUCAAGCUUGAAAAAUGGAAAAUUGACAUACAGAGCAUGGUUGCCAUUUGAUUAUUCAUCAACGUUACUGUUCUAUCUGGCAUUCAUUCAUCAAAUGAUAGGUAUGACUGUCGCAACAGUCGCUAGUAUUGGUUGUGAUACUUUCAUCUGGGGAAUAUUAGUCCAUAUUUGCUGUCAAAUUGAGAUCUUAACUUAUCGUUUGAGAAGAUUUAUAUCUUAUUCAAACGUUCUUCGCGAUUGCGUGCGUCAUCAUUAUGAUAUAUUCAGACUUGCGUUUAUUGUAAAUGAAAAGUUUAGACUGACUAUUGCUAUCCAAUUUAUAUUAACUACAUUGGUGCAAUGCUUCUGUCUUUAUCAAAUAAGUAUAGCAACAACGAAAGCCAAACAUAUUGAAAUGAUAUUAUAUAUGGCUUGUAUUUUAAUUCAAAACUUCUUCUAUUGUUGGUAUGGAAACGAAUUAAAGAUAAAGAGUCACCAAAUGAUUGACCAUAUUUUCGAAACGGAGUGGCUGACAUUGGACAAAAAUAGAAAAAAGUCUUUAAUGAUAAUAAUGAGGCGAACAACUGUACCUAUUCAGAUUACUUGUGCUCGUAUUGUUCCCGUGAAUCUCGAAACCUUUAUGGGUAUACUUAAAAUGUCUUAUUCCACUUACAACUUACUUACACAAAAUAUGCAAGUGUGAUUCUAUGAGAAGACUGAUGGACUUAAUGUACUACUCAUAUCAUAAUAUUAAAUCUGAGAAGAGAAAAGAAAAGAAGAAAGAAGAUAGUAUAUUUGCAAUUAGUCAUAAUAAUCAGCAUUAGUUAACUUUCAU
Messenger RNA from Temnothorax curvispinosus, 2630 nucleotides. RefSeq lists its product as uncharacterized. The transcript has 11 exons. Lineage: Eukaryota; Metazoa; Arthropoda; Insecta; Hymenoptera; Formicidae. Gene Ontology annotation, biological process: detection of chemical stimulus involved in sensory perception of smell; sensory perception of smell. Gene Ontology annotation, cellular component: plasma membrane. Bases 285 to 2498 code for a protein of 737 amino acids. The record is from RefSeq and is a predicted model, not a curated record. Gene Ontology annotation, molecular function: olfactory receptor activity; odorant binding.